UCCCACCAUCACUAACUACUGGAGAAAAAAAAAAAAAUGGCAGCUUUAACAGCAAUCGUUCUCACUGUUUUCGCUCUCACCAUCUGUAAUGCGGACGCUGCCGAUGCUACCACCGGGCAGGUCACGUACGUGUUCGGAGACUCGAUGGCGGAGGUCGGGAACAACAACUACUUGCCAAACGCGCUCGCGAAGUCGAACUACCCUUGGUACGGCGUUGAUUACAUCAAAGGGCAACCAACUGGGAGAUUCACUAAUGGAAGAACAGUUGGGGACAUCAUGUCUGCUAAGCUGGGAGUUCCAUCGCCACCACCGUUUCUUUCCUUAUCAAUGAACGACGAUGCGAUCCUUAAAGGUGUCAACUAUGCGUCGGGUGGUGCAGGCAUCCUCAACGAGACCGGACUUUACUUUAUUCAGAAGCUCUCUUUCUACGAUCAGAUAACUUGCUUCGAGAAGACUAAGGCUGCGAUCGUUCGUAAGAUCGGAAAAGAGUCUGCAGAGGAACUAUGCAAUGAGGCAAUCUACUUCAUUGGACUUGGCAGCAACGACUACGUGAACAACUUCUUGCAGCCUUUCAUGGCGGACGGUCAGCAAUACACUCACGACGAGUUUGUCGGGCUCGUGAUUACUACAUUAGAUGGCCAAUUAAGAAGGCUUUAUGAUCUAGGGGCGAGGAAGGUAGUGUUCCAUGGAUUGGGGCCAUUGGGUUGCAUUCCAUCUCAGAGAGUGAAAUCUAGGAAUGGGCAAUGCCUCCAUGUUGUGAACAACUAUGUGACAGAGUUCAAUGCGCGAGUAAAGGAUCUGCUUGAUGGCCUGAACAAUAAACUACCCGGUGCUCAGAUGGCGUUCGCCGACUCCUAUUCCAUAGUCAUGGAUCUCAUCAAUAACCCACAAAAUUAUGGAUUUAAGAUUUCUCACACAUCAUGCUGCAAUGUGGACUCUGUCAUUGGUGGCCUCUGCUCUCCCAACUCGAAACUCUGCGCCAACCGCAGCGAGUUUGUGUUCUGGGACGCGUACCACACGUCCGAUGCAGCUAAUCAGGUUAUCGCCGAUCGUCUCUUUUCCGAUCGCGCCGACGUAGGACGAGCGCCUUCUCCAGCGCCGCUUCUUGGCCCUGCGGCCUCCCCCGGCCCUGCCCCCUCUCCUCUUUGAUUUGUUCUUUACAGUUCAAACCGUUGGUUACCGGAACUCGCUUGAUUUUGUCAUGGCUUUGUUUAUAGUGAAAGUUGUGGUCAUUGUUCUAAUUUGUUACAAUUGAUUCACAAAGUUAAAAUACAGCAGCAGGGGUUUAAUACAUUCCGAGUUUGUGUUGUAAGUUGUAACCUGUACUGAUGCACAUAUUUGUAUUGAAAUUCAUUAUAUGCGGUACAAAUGGUGAUAUCUAAAAACCAAUUACGCGA
Ananas comosus (pineapple) is the source of this 1397-nucleotide messenger RNA. Its product is annotated as GDSL esterase/lipase At5g37690-like. The record is from RefSeq and is a predicted model, not a curated record. Gene Ontology annotation, molecular function: hydrolase activity, acting on ester bonds. The coding region runs from base 37 to 1149 and encodes 370 amino acids. The transcript is spliced from 6 exons. NCBI's taxonomy places the organism in Eukaryota, Viridiplantae, Streptophyta, Magnoliopsida, Poales, Bromeliaceae.